UGAGCUGUGAAACCAUCUGGACCUAUUAUACAAGAAAAAAAGGUUAUAUAUAUCUUUCAAAUAGUAUCUCAAAACACAAGGAAACUGUAUUUUAUGGAGAAUAUAAGAGAUCUUAUUGGGCUUGAUCCUGUUAAAGUUGCAGAAUUCCUUGCCUGUCGAGUCUGUUAAAAAGGCUGACCGCAUGAGAGAAUGUCUAAGGUCUCUGAAGCGCACUUACAGGGGUGAUAAUGCCAGAGUUAAAAGGGCAUUCCAAACCCUGUUGAUUUAUGUCGGAAAUGUUGCAAGGAGUCCGGAUGAGGAAAAGUUCAGGAAGAUUCGACUUAGUAAUUCCAGGAAAGGGUUGGAAGCCUGAAAGGAGGGAUUGAGUUUCUUGAGCUUUGUGGGUUUGAGAGAAGUGAAGGGAACGACUUCUUGGUUUUUCCUCGUGACAAUGUUGAUAUAGAAUUGCUUAACUCAGCUGGUUCUCUGUUAAAAUCUGCAAUUACAAAUCCCUUCUUUGGUCUUCUUGAACAGAUAAUAGAAGACUAGCGUUGUAAUAUCAGGUUUAAUGGACAUUAGUUGAGUGUGAAUGCUGAGAGGGUGACCAUAAAUGAAUAAAAGAUUGGAAUGUAUAGCAAAACUUCUAGUAACUUUCAUGUGUCUCAGUGUUUGCUAAUGUUGCACAAAGCAAUUGCUCUGCACAAUCUUUAGAGUUUGGAAGUAAGUGUUUGAUGUAUUUUCUUUAUCUUUUCACGUCGAGAAAGUUAAAAUUUCAGCAAAUAAGGAAUCAUGAGAGGAACUUCUGGAAAACAGAACAAAUAACAGUGACGAAGAAAGUUAAAAAGGCUUGCCUAUCAGGACCUUCUCGACCACAAAAGUGGACUGUAAAAUUAUAUUCACUAAUGUUACAUCCUUCUAACACCGAAACUCAACUAGCCUCCAAUUUCCCUAAACUUAUUAAAUGCAGUUCACACUAACCAACGCGGAUUCUCUUCGAGCUCUACAUAAAACUCUUAUCAUCUGUCACCUAGUCUAACCCUGUCACCUUCCUGGCACCUUCCUAUCACUGUCUAAACACCGUCAUGCAGUCCUUAUAUAAGGUAAACAGGUGGUCCACGUAUGCUCAUGAAUAAUCCUUACAAGUUCUUUACUUUUAGGCUUUUCGUACACUCCAUCUUCUUUCUCCUCCGACCCUCAUAUAUUUACGUGUAUCAAUUAGUUCGUUUUUGUGUAGUUAAAACCUAAAAAAUAUACUUUUCUCCUUCCGAUCUUCAGCAUGCAGCUUGGAUCCAGUUCUAAUUGAGACUACAUAACUGUUACUUUGAAUGUUCAGUUCCAUUUGAAGCCACAUAAAUGUUACUUUGAAUGAACAUUCAAGCCGAACCAAAAGGGCAGGUUGCGGCUAAAGAAGAAAAUUCCGAAAAUGCUGACUGUGGAACAGUUUGGUUGAAUUGAUACUUUCCAAUUUUGUAUGUUAAAGUUUUCACAUUCCUUUCAAUACUUUUCAAGAGAAGUAUUAGUUUCACCCAAAGGGGAAGAGCUCAACUUUUAGAAAAAUCAAUUCAAAGGGCAAAAGAACAGGUCAAAGAUAAUUCCGUGUAUGUAAUUGGCUUUAGAAAGACCAGUCAAUUCAAAUGUCACCAUAGUUUUUCUGACAGGUAUAUAAUCUCAUAGCACAAACAUCAAUCAGAUGUUUUUGUCUACAAUUUCAUGGUGGUCAUGAAAGCCAGAGGAUUUAGCACUGUGGUUUUCUUCCUCAUCCUAUCAUGUUUAUGGAUGGAAGGGCCUUGCACAUCUCAUGCACAGACUGACACCCUUAGACCUGGGGAAUUCAUCGGGUUCUUGGACUCACUUGUUUCAGCUAAUGGGAGAUUCAGGUUAGGUUUCAAUCGUUUUGUCGACUCCAGCAACAAUGAUUACCGUUAUUUGCGAAUAUCGUAUGAUGAAGAUGGCGCAACAGUGUGGGUGGCUAACCGAACCACUCCUGUUUUUGGUAGUGGUGGCAAUUUCACGAUGGAUGCAGAUGGCUUUUUGAAGAUUAUGCACGACCAAGGGAGUCCAAUAGUCUUGAAUCCAAAUCGAGCUUCGAGAAACUCAUCAGCUCUCCUACAAAACGAUGGCAAUUUUGUAUUGACAGAAUUGAACCCGGACGGCUCCACCAGGCAAAUCCUGUGGGAAAGCUUUGAUUUCCCAACAGACACCUUGCUGCCUGGGAUGAAGCUAGGUGUGAACUUACGAACUGGGCAAAGGUGGGUACUUACUUCUUCCAUAAGUAAUAAUGUUGCUACCCCCGGAGCUUUUUCUCUUGAGUGGGGUAACAACGGGAGUGGCAUAGAGCAACUAAUUGCAAGACGUCGAGGAGAGGUCUAUUGGACAAGCGGGGCCUUGAACUUGAAUGAUCGCAGCUUUGAAAACAUUUUAUGGAUGACAUUUUUUCCAAGCAACUAUAAUUUUAGCUAUAUUUCUAACGAGAACGAGAGCUACUUAAGCUAUUCUGUUCUGGAUGGGGCUCUUUCAAGAUGGCGCUUGAACCCGGAAGGGGGGAUUUCUGAUAUCCUGAAUCCAGUCUUUUUGUCUAGUGCUGCAUGCUACAGGAGUCCGGGUUGUCAACUCCAAGAACCAGCAUGCAAAAGUGAAACAGAUGCGUUUUUGCAGCGACCAGGUUUAUUUAGGGGUUUUCCAUUAUCAUCUGAGGGGAAUUUAAGCAUUGGUUUAGGAGACUGUUCGGCUCAAUGUUGGAACACGUGUUCUUGCGUCGGUUAUGCCACUCUUCAUACAAAUGGAACUGGGUGCGAGUUGUGGAGCAGAGAUUUGAACUUUUCAGUAAUUGAAACAGGAAAUAGCCGAAUUGUCUACGUGUUAAAUUCGACGUUAGCAGAAGGUGGAUCAGAUGCAGUAAAUGGUAAUGGUAAUGAAAACAAUUGGUGGAUCUGGAUCAUCAUUGCAUUUGCAGCCGUGCUGAUAAUACUUGCCUUGGGCUUCUUGUGUUAUCAGAGGAGGAAGAAACUCCAAGAAGAUAAGGAAAGGGAGGACGAAGAUAUAUUACUCGAAUUAACUACCUCAAAUGAGAUUGGCAAUGAUGGGAGGAAAGGUCAUGAUUUGAAGGUCUUCACUUUUGCUUCUAUAAUGGCUGCUACAAAUGACUUUUCAUCUGAAAACAAGCUUGGAGAGGGUGGUUUUGGCCCUGUGUACAAGGGAAAAUUACCCGAUGGCCAAGAAAUAGCAGUGAAGAGGCUGUCAAGGAGUUCGGGACAAGGACUAGUGGAAUUUAAGAACGAACUCAUUCUUAUUGCCAAACUUCAGCAUAUGAAUCUUGUCAGACUUUUGGGUUGUUGUGUUAAGGGAGGAGAAAAGAUGUUGAUCUAUGAAUUCAUGCCCAACAAAAGCUUGGACUUCUUCCUUUUUGAUCCAACUAGAAGAGAGCUACUGAACUGGACGACACGGUAUAGCAUCAUUGAGGGAAUUGCUCAAGGACUUCUUUAUCUCCAUAGACACUCUAGAUUAAGAGUCAUCCAUCGAGAUUUAAAAGCAAGUAAUGUUUUGCUUGAUGGUGAUAUGAAUCCAAAGAUUUCAGAUUUUGGAAUGGCUAGAAUUUUCGGCCGAAAAGAAACUGAAGCAAAUACGAACAGAGUUGUCGGAACAUACGGUUACAUGUCACCUGAGUAUGCUAUGGAAGGCAAUUUCUCGGAAAAGUCAGAUGUUUAUAGUUUUGGAGUCUUGUUAUUGGAGCUUGUCAGUGGCCAAAAGAACAAUAGCACUUUUCAUCAUCUUGAUCGGCCCAUGAAUUUAGUUGGAUAUGCUUGGGAGCUUUGGAAAAGAGAAAGAAGCAUUGAACUACUUGACUCCAAAAUAGGUGACAAAAAUUUUAGAUCUCAGGCAUUGAGAUGCAUCCAUGUGGGUCUCUUAUGCGUGCAAGAGUCUGCAAUAGACAGGCCAAACAUGUCUGAUGUCAUAUCUAUGCUUGCAAACGAAACCGUGCCACUUCCAGCUCCUAAACAAAAUGCAUUUUCCACUCAUCAAAAAUUGGUGGAAAUAUCACUGUCUAGAUCUGUACAAGAAAGUUGUUCAAUCAGUGCAUCAGUUUCAGAUAUAGAAUCUCGGUGAAGAUGCAUAUAUUCUUACAACAGGGAAGUUAUACAGAAGUAGUAGCAGAAGAGCUCGUUCGUUCUGCUCUACAGAGAUUUCAAGUUUCCCCUAUUUUCUUUUAUUUAUUUCUGUACACUAGGAAAAUGAUCCCAUCAAUCUUUUAUACGAGGUAAAAUUAUGUAAUAGAUCUUUAUAUUUUAUUUAAAUA
This is a messenger RNA of Durio zibethinus, 4273 nucleotides long. Lineage: Eukaryota; Viridiplantae; Streptophyta; Magnoliopsida; Malvales; Malvaceae. The record is from RefSeq and is a predicted model, not a curated record.